Messenger RNA from Amaranthus tricolor (Joseph's coat), 1922 nucleotides. RefSeq lists its product as uncharacterized. Lineage: Eukaryota; Viridiplantae; Streptophyta; Magnoliopsida; Caryophyllales; Amaranthaceae. The transcript is spliced from 2 exons. The record is from RefSeq and is a predicted model, not a curated record. Bases 285 to 1922 code for a protein of 545 amino acids.
CGCCAAACCCUAAUCGCAUUCACCUGGUUCGACAUUCGACAGAGAAAAACCUUGAACCUUCCUUCUCCAAAUCUCCACGACUCCACCGACCACCGACCACCGCCAGUCCGCCACAGCCCACAAACGGCCGACCAAGUUUCAGUGUUACAGUGUAGCCUUCGACUGUUCUUCCUCUUCUUCGCUCACAGACAUUCGGCAUUCGAUAGUGUUCUUCGGCUUCGCUUCUUGCCUUCUUCCUCUUCUUCGCUUCCUCUUCCUCUUCCAGUCGACAUUCGAUUCAGGAAAUGUCAAGUAAUUCAAGUUCAUCUUGUUCGAAAAAGUCAAAAGCAAAGGGAAGACAACCCGAUCUUCGUGAAUUAUUGUUUAAAAGAAUGAAAUCCCAACAAACAUCUAACGAAGGCAAUGAAUCUUCUCCCUUAAGUUCUCCUCUAAGUCCUCCUUUAAAUUCCCCUCCAAGUGAAGAUGUUAAUAUGGAAGUAGGUGGUUCAAGUAGUUGUGAUGAACCAUUGGAUGAUGAAUGGGUGUAUGAUGUUGAACUUCUUCCUCAUGACCCGGGAUUGAGGAAAAACAUAAUGGAUUAUCCCCCUAAUGAAAUAAAUCCGGUUAGGAGAGCAUAUAUUCUUAAAAAACCUUGCCAACCAAAAACACAUGAUUUCCCUCAAAGUAAUAUCUCCGGUAGGUUACGCCGUUUUAGUUUGAAUUGGUUCAAAAAAUGGGAUUGGCUUGAAUAUAGUGUUGAAAUGGAUGCCGCAUUUUGUUUUGUUUGUUAUUUGUUCAAGAGGGAUAUUGAAAUUAACAAGGGGGGUGAUGCAUUUGUUGUUGGAGGGUUUAGAGCGUGGAAUAAACCUGAGAGGAUUGAGAAGCAUGUUGGAGGAGUUAAAAGUGCUCAUAAUAUUGCUUAUGAGAAAUAUGUGAAUCUAAGAGAUGCAAAGAAGACAUCAAUUGAAUUUGUAUUUGAUAAUGCGAGUGAGGUUCAAAUGAAUGAAUAUCAUAUUCGUUUGAAUGCAUCCUUAACUUGUUUGAGAUUUCUUUUGGGCCAAGGUUUGGCAUUCCGGGGACAUGAUGAAAGUGAGGAGUCAUAUAGUAGAGGUAACUUUAUUGAGCUUUUGAAGUGGUUGGGUGGGAAGGUUGAGAAAAUAAGAAAAUAUACUUUCCAAAAUGCACCCAAAAAUUGUCAAUUAACAUCUCCCAAAAUUCAAAAAGACAUUAUUACUUGUUGUGCAAAAGAGACUACUAAGCGCAUAAUAGAAGAGAUUGGUGAUGGUUACUUUUCUAUUUUGGCCGAUGAAUCAAGUGAUGUGUCUCAAAAAGAACAACUAGCUCUUGUUUUGCGGUUUGUUAAUAGAGAAAAUGGAUCGGUAGUGGAACGCUUUUUAGGCAUUCUACAUGUGGGUGAUACUACCGCUUUGUCUCUUAAAAAUGCCAUUAUGUCGUUGCUUAUGGAACAUUCAUUGAGUCCUUCCAUGAUAAGAGGUCAAGGGUAUGAUGGGGCAAGUAACAUGAGGGGUGAAAUCAAUGGCCUCAAGACUUUGAUUAUGAAUGAUACUCCAAGAGCCUAUUACAUUCAUUGUUUUGCUCAUCAACUUCAACUAACUCUAAUUGCGGUUGCUAAAAAGAAUGUUAAUUGUACUUGGCUUUUUGACGUACUUGCAAACUUGUUAAAUGUGGUGGGAGCUUCUUGUAAGAGAAGAGACCUUAUUCGAAAACACCAAGCUCAAGUAGUGGCUCAAGCUUUGGAAGUGGGGGAAAUUGAAAGUGGAUCGGGUUUGAAUCAAGAACGUGGUUUGAGUAGGCCGGGAGAUACACGUUGGGGAUCUCAUUACAAGUGUCUAAUAAGUAUCAUCAACUUGUUUCCUUCAAUUGUUAAAGUGCUUGAGGAGAUUGGAGAAAAUGGCUCUCCGGAUGAUAAGCUCAAAGCUUAA